Molecule: messenger RNA, 480 nt
Organism: Porites evermanni
Lineage: Eukaryota; Metazoa; Cnidaria; Anthozoa; Scleractinia; Poritidae
Source: the annotation of a GenBank genome assembly
AUGAAGAUGAAGGAUGGUGAUUAUAUAUACAAAUGUCCCUAUUUUAAUAGUCAAGCGCAGAUUGUGAUGAACCCAAAUGAUUUUUUAUCAAGUUUAGAAUUUGCACAACAACACAUAAUGAAUAAAAUUGGUGUCUGGUUAUCUGAGGGUAGUGGAUGGACUAUUUGUAGCAUUGAUGAGCAUUAUUUAAAUACAGUUGUGUAUGAGCCAAUGAAAGGUAAUUCUUAUAUUCCUCUACCGGUUAAAUUACAGAACUCCGCAAAGGGAUUAAUUAAUAUUAAAAAUAAGGAUAAUGAAUGUUUUCGUUGGUGUCAUAUCCGAUAUCUAAACCCACAAAAUAAAGAUCCCCAACGAGUAAAGAUAAUUGACAAAGAGAUGGUUCCCAAAUUAAAUUACCAAGGAGUUGAGUUUCCAGUUAAUGUUAAACAUUACAGCAAAAUAGAAGAGCAAAAUAGUAUCAAUAUUAAUGUGUUUGGUUAA